GAGUUGGGCUAGGUGACCUUUAAAGGGCCAUUCUAACUCAAACGAUUCUGUGAUUCUAUGAAAAUCCCCAAAUAGUGUCACAGUAUCUGUGCUGCCACAGUUAGAAAAUUUGCUUCUUUGUAGCCCUGUAAGCCACUUUGCUCUUGGAAUUAGUUUAUUGAUUUUAGAGGCAGAGCAGUUUGCACAUACCUGCUGACACUUCAUGAGUGUCACUUGCAGCUUGCUGAACAAAUGGCUUUGUGCUGGACAGUCUCAUUUGUGCUUGUGUUAAUGAACUGUGGAUAAUAGUGACCUACUGGGAGGUUGUCACAAGAUCCUUGAAUCUUAGUACAGACCUUAAGCACAAAUUAAAAACUUUGGGGGCUAAGUUUCCACGAAGUUACUUCAAAUUAAAAAAAUUGCUUUCAAUGCAUGGUUUCAUCAACGCUCAGGCAAUCAGGCUAGGAAAAGAGAAGGCAAAAAGAAGAGAGAAACUUAACACAUGAACAGUGAGGAACCUAAGGAUGCAUGCUUUCGUAUCUGGAAAACCAGAUUCAGUUUUGUGCCUCCUUGGCAGUAUUUUUAUGGGGAGGGAGAGGUAGCUUUAAAGUGGUAGGCUGAGCCAAGAGGGAGUCAGCUAGGAGUAAGGUGAAAAGUCAGAGUCUUUCGUAAUGUCUAUAUUUAUGCCAAAUGUAAUAGAGGAGCAUUUACAGGAAACCCAACUCUAGGUCGGGUAUGUUUACAGUGUGGAGAGAUAAUAUAUGAUGUCAGAACAGAGAGAAAGGUGGGGCAAAGAGAGGGUUUUUUUUUGGUUAUUGUUAUUUAAAUGAGAAAGAUAUAGUGGUUCAUUGUUUUCUGACAGUAAUGUUAACGGUGUCUGGAGAGGAUGAAUCAUCUUCUUGUUCUGUCAGUCACUUGAACAUGAGAAGAUAAGAGCCAGCAUAUGGUGCCUUUGAUUCAUGAGCAUUCAGAGCUGCAGGUGUGCAUUUUGACAUCAGUCUGUGGUGUGUUAGUGCAACACUGAUCAUCAAAGUGGCUGUGUUGCUGGGGAGCCUCAGUGACCCGUCUUGCUUAUAAAGAGAACAUAUACUGCUCAUCGCUGGGAGAGGACUACUUGUUUUUCUAAGUGAAGACACAGAAAAAUAAUUUGAAGUUCUGGUGAUCCAUCAUGGGAAACCAUGUAGGAAAACGAGAACAUAGCGCUGACAAGUCAGCCAAGAAUGCUGAAACCAAGGUGGAGGAAGUGGCUAAGGAGAGUCCGAAAGCAGCAAGACUAACACAGCAGUCUUCAGAGGACAACGAAGUAUUUGGAGAGGCAGAUGUGAACCAGAACAAUGGGACCUCCACGAAGAGCCCAGCGGUGACAGACUCCAAAGGCACAGCGGACCCGAAGAAUGCCUGGCCCCAGUCCCACCCAGCUGACACGGCCGGUCGCCCCCACUUGAUCCGCCUCUUUUCCCGAGAUGCCCCAGGGAGAGAAGACAACACCUUCAAAGAUCGGCCCUCAGAGUCAGACGAGCUACAGACCAUCCAAGAGGACAGUGCAGCAGCUUCAGAGAAUUCGGAUUUGAUGGCUUCACAAAAACGCUCCUCUUUCCGGCACGGAUCAAAAAUGGCAUCGGCAAGCACUACAGACCAUGCUCGACAUGGAUCUCCAAGGCACAGAGACUCGGGUCUACUUGACUCGCUGGGCAGAUUCUUUGGAGGUGACAGACACGUUCCCCGGCGGGGCUUCGGCAAGGAUAUACACGCAGCCAGGGCCAGCCAUGUAGGCUCCAUCCCCCAGAGAUCUCAGCACGGCCGGCCUGGUGAUGACAACCCUGUAGUCCACUUCUUCAAGAACAUUGUCUCACCCCGUACUCCUCCUCCAAUGCAAGCGAAGGGAAGAGGACUGUCCCUCACCAGAUUUAGCUGGGGUGGUGAAGGACACAAGCCGGGAUACGGAAGUGGAAAAUUCUAUGAGCACAAAUCUGCUCACAAGGGACAUAAGGGAUCCUAUCACGAGGGCCAGGGCACUCUUUCCAAAAUCUUUAAACUGGGAGGCUCUGGCUCCCGGCCUGGAUCACGGUCUGGCUCACCAGUUGCGAGGCGCUGAAGCUCUACGAUGCCAUUCAAGGAUCACGCACUCUGCUUCAUAAUCUAACUGCCUUAAAAUUAAUAACAACUGCAAGAAUUACCUAGCUAGAUGCAGUCCAUUACUUAGUGCCAAUUAGGUUCUGCAUGCAGUAGAUGAUACAAACUUCUAUUGGCAAUCCCUGACCAACAGUUGAAUGAAAGGAACAAAUAAAGUAGCUUUACUAGCUGUUCUCCCUAUUUCACAUAGAGUAACAAGACGUAUGACUACUCAUUCUCCUUCAGGGUGCCCUAACUGUAUGCUGGACUUCAUUAUUUCUCCCAGGCUCCUAAUCUGAACUCCAGCCUUCUGCUUUCAUUUUAGUGAAGGUCAGAAUCGCAAAUAAAGAUUUAAUGUCUUGGAUACUGAGCACUGCCAUUAAUGAGCUUUUGAAACGCUGCUGUAAAAACAAACACAAAAUCCAUCGUGUGCAGAAGUUGUAAGGACUGUUUAUCCAAAUCUUUUUUUUUUUUUUUUUUGAUUUGGGACUUUGGUUUGGUUUCUGUUUUAAUCUUCCUUCUCUCACUCACAGAAUAAUUUAUUUUCAUAACAGGAUUAGGCAGUCACAGAAAGGUUCACCAAACAUUGCGAGUUCAAGGUAUGUGAAAUGUGGGAGGGGGCAGAUGUAGUAGAAUCAAUACGAUGCAGAGCAAUGGCAAUAAGGAAACGCUUUCCGCACCACAAAUUGCUCAGCGCAUCCAAACCAUUAGAAUUAAGAGUAGAUGAGGGAGAGAAAGAGGAUUUCAAAUUUGAGUUAGACUAAUGCUAAGAAACAAGGGAUAUUCCCAGCAAUGAAACAUCAGAUCGCACAUGUGACCACUGGACGUCACUGUUGCUCCACACAAACUGCUGCAACAGCAUAAACUUUGCAGCAAAGUAAGUAAUUAUAUAUAUACGUGAAUAAGUCUAAUUUCUGAAAGAGAGCCCUUCAGUACUGGUGUCUCAGAUAGUCCUGCACAUCUCAUGAGAGAACUUUAAACCUUGCUCUUGGUAUUGCAGCAGCAUUGUAUUUGGUUGGCUCUUCUUUUGACUGAGUAACACCUGAAUGCCUGUUAAGGGCAGCGCACCAAAGCAAACUCAUAGUAAACUACUGUGAACAUUUAACUGUUGUACUGUAGUUGCCUCAUAGAAAUGAGUUAUAACAGAGUUAGAUUUAGGUAUUAAUUGUUCACAGAUAACUAAAAUGAGUGUGUGGCAAUGGUAUUUCCAACCACACGUAGAGAAUACAAGGCUCUUCUGAAUUGCACUGUUUUAUUACUUAAACUCACCAUUCCUUCAAGCUCUUCUCUAAAUGUCUGAUUACUUACUUUCUUUUUUAGUUUUAGCCCGUGUUGUAGACUGAGGUUAACGCUUCCCAAGUUGAAACUGCAUCUGUGUCCAGUAGAAGUUACCUAUACACACGUGUGUUAACUCAUAUCUAAAUCUACUGUAGGUUUAUAUUCAGUGUCCAUUAAUACAAAGCAAGGGAAGAUGGAGAAUAGAAAAUAGAGACUAAGGAAAACAAAACCACCAAAAUUAUAUACACGUAUUACAUCUUCUGUUACCCAUGUUGUUUGCUAUGUGUAUUUUUCUAUUGUAGCUUCAUUCAGAUUUAUACUCAGCAACAUAAUAGUGGAUUUAAUUUGAAGACAUAUUGUUCUUAUAGGAACAAAGCUUUUAAAAUUUAUCAAAAUAAAGUAAUCGAUGUGUAAUGAAACCUGAACCGGUUUUGUCUUUUGUAACAUAGGCCGUGUACAAAAAAAUGCUCCUUUUUUCCUCCUGCUAUUUAUUCAGUGCUGAAGAUACUGGAAAAUGCCUUAGUUGCACUUUCAUAGGCUUCUUGUGACAUUGAUGGUGCCUGAGCACGGCCCACAAGGCUGAUGCUAUGACACAGGAUUCAUGGGACACCCAGGGGGACAUUGCCAGUAAAACAAAAAA
This is a messenger RNA of Phasianus colchicus (ring-necked pheasant), 4009 nucleotides long. It is a transcript of the gene MBP, whose product is annotated as myelin basic protein. Gene Ontology annotation, cellular component: compact myelin; neuronal cell body; cell periphery. Gene Ontology annotation, molecular function: structural constituent of myelin sheath. Lineage: Eukaryota; Metazoa; Chordata; Aves; Galliformes; Phasianidae. The record is from RefSeq and is a predicted model, not a curated record. Gene Ontology annotation, biological process: myelination.